Molecule: messenger RNA, 953 nt
Organism: Lentinula edodes (shiitake mushroom)
Lineage: Eukaryota; Fungi; Basidiomycota; Agaricomycetes; Agaricales; Omphalotaceae
Exons: 2
Coding region: 44-778 (244 amino acids)
Source: RefSeq, a predicted model, not a curated record
GGAUAACAGAGACAGGGAUCGUGACAGGAAUCAAGCUAGCACCAUGCCAUUCGUAUCAGGUCUCAACUUCCAAGCACAAACCAACGGUAUUGCGAUCUCCUCGUCUGCAUCGUCUUCUCGUCCCCCUUCAUGGAAUACAAUAGAUCGUGAUGAUCCCUACAGGCCUAAUUCAAUGCAUCCUUCUUCGAGUCGCCGCCCGUCCUCCUCCAAUGCAUCUUCAUCAAGUCCCAUUCAUACACACGGGUCAAUCCUUCCCGGACCAUCAUUAACUGCAACAUCAUCGACGAUAUCUCCACCCCGAACAAGGGCUUUACCGCCUCGUGCCGCCAGCCCAGCCGUGGCUGCGGCAAAUGAUACCGGCCCUUUAGGUCCAGCGGAGUCGCGAAUACAUUCCCCACCACCAUACCGAGAGCGUUCCCCACUUCCGACGUCACAAAUUCAGACCAAUCCUAGUCAUAAUGCCAUUACAAAGGUCCCACCAAGUUCAUCACCUCCACCUACUAAUACAUUGGUAUCCCAUGUGCUCCCGACGAAUAUUGGAACAUUACUUCCUCCUAGCCCUCUACCUACAUCGACCUCAGCAAGUGCUUCGAGUUUUGGACCCUCGAACAUCGACAAAAACAGUGCCUUUGUGAAAAAUAUAAACGCUACUGUUACAUCACCGCUGUUCAUUUCGCCUCCGAACCCGAGUAUCAGUAAUCGAACAACUGACGCUUCUCUGGGCCCUUCAACGCCGAAGCGGAUGGCCAUGGAGCAGAUGGAAGAUGGACAUUCCUAGUUAUAUUUCAUCUGUAAUUGCCUGGAUUAUUCGUUUGUUUAACAGAUUUUUCUUCUUGCUCCUUUAUAGUACUACAGUUGCUAUCAGCCUCAUACUCCUUGAAGGUUUUCCUCGGCCCUACAUAAAUAUGUUAAAAUACUUGGGCUUUGAAUGUCUAUAACAAUAUAAUUCCCUA